Messenger RNA from Macrosteles quadrilineatus (aster leafhopper), 528 nucleotides. RefSeq names its product zinc finger protein 875-like. Lineage: Eukaryota; Metazoa; Arthropoda; Insecta; Hemiptera; Cicadellidae. Gene Ontology annotation, cellular component: chromosome. Bases 55 to 438 code for a protein of 127 amino acids. Gene Ontology annotation, biological process: regulation of transcription by RNA polymerase II. The record is from RefSeq and is a predicted model, not a curated record. Gene Ontology annotation, molecular function: chromatin insulator sequence binding. The transcript is spliced from 2 exons.
UUUAAUGGUGAAUUUCACAUGCAAGUAAUUUGAAUUGGCAAGAAAUUGUUAAAUAUGAAGCUUGUUUAUUUUUUCGUAGGAGGAACACCCGGGACAUUUACUUGUGAAGACUGCGGAAGAAAAUAUAAAUACAAAUACAACCUGAACCAACACAAGAGGAAUGAAUGUGGAAUGGAACCUAGGUUUCCAUGUAUAUACUGUGAAUUCCGAAGUUACGGUAUCAAACCGUUCUCCUGUGACGAGUGUGGACGCAGCUACAAGUACAGACGGAACCUGGUACAGCACAAACGUAUCGAGUGUGGCAAAGAGGCGAGCCUAUGCUGUCCGAUAUGCCCAUAUAAGACAAACGUCAAGAGCAACUUGAAGGCUCACUACGCUACCCGUCACUCGGAACAACUCGUCGGCAAAAUAAUAUCUGACAAACAUUUUUCUUUCUAGUAAAAUUUAUUUUCUAAAGUGGUUGACUCAGUUUAUUUCCUUCAGUUUGUUUUGUUUGUUCUAAGAAAUGAAUGGUCAGUCGUAGGUAGC